Messenger RNA from Colletotrichum costaricense, 7428 nucleotides. RefSeq lists its product as uncharacterized. Bases 1 to 7428 code for a protein of 2475 amino acids. The record is from RefSeq and is a predicted model, not a curated record. The transcript has 2 exons. Lineage: Eukaryota; Fungi; Ascomycota; Sordariomycetes; Glomerellales; Glomerellaceae.
AUGAGGCGCACUUCGCUUCUCACCUCGUUGAUGAGCUCUGCGGCCAUCCUACCAUGGCCUGGUUUAGCAAGAGAGGACUGUCCCACCACUGGGCCAGCAGCUGUUCCAACCGCUGUCCAGCCUUUCGAAAUCGUUCAUUGCAUCCCGCUUCAUCUCAGCACUUCUCUCUCUUCCAAUACCGUUUUCACUGUAGCUGGCACAACCGUCAAGGUCACCAAUGCUCCAACUGUGGUUAAUACCGACUUCCUGACCACGAUGACGAUGACGUACAGCUCUGCUGUGGUCACAAACUCUCCCUACAAUGGCCCUUGUGUCACGGUUACCGCAAAUGUUCCUGCAGGAUCCCAGCCGACCACCAUUGUCAUCCCUCCUCAAAGCGGCCAAGCCACUGGCACGAAGUACAUCUGCUCUCCUCUCGAGUCCAACAAGCCCUGGUUGCCAUCAACCUCUCCCAACGGUGGAAGCUUCACAACAGCCACGGCCCCCUAUCCGGGCUCAACCUUGACGACCCUGACCAUCCCCCCCAGCGGCGGCGACCCUACCGGAACUGUCCUCGUCCUGACCCCUGCGCCUACGCCGAAUGCAGGAAGUCCUCCUUUCAAUGGACCCUACACGACCAUCACAGCUCCCGGUACGGUGUUGACUACUUUGACGUUGCCUCCCUCCGGGACCGAUGGCACUGGUACCCAAAUCGUCUACGUCCCACCGCAGACGGGGGGGCUGGUGACUGCCACGUCGACCGGCUCUCGGCCUGGUCAGACAGGACUCAUCACCAUACCCCCUGGCAAGCCCGGAGACCCAACGACGAUUGUCACGAUUGUUCCUCCUGCUAGCGGUGGCGUCGUGACUUCCACCUCGACCGGUACAACCCCGGGUCAGACGGGGCUGAUUACUCUGCCUCCUGGAAAGCCUGGCGACCCUACCACUGUGGUCACGAUUGUCCCUCCCCCAACAGGAGGCGUGGUCACUUCCACUUCGACUGGUACCAGCCCUGGUCAGACAGGUCUACUGACUCUGCCGCCCGGCAAGCCCGGGGACCCAACUACGGUUGUUACCAUCGUCCCCCCUCCGACCGGCGGGGUUGUCACGUCAACGUCCACCGGCACGCAGCCUGGCCAGACUGGCCUCCUGACAUUGCCUCCCGGAAAGCCUGGAGAUCCUACUACCGUUGUUACUAUUGUGCCGCCUCCUCCCACUGGGGGAGUGGUCACUUCCACUUCAACCGGCACCCGGCCCGGUCAGACUGGUCUGUUGACACUGCCGCCUGGAAAACCUGGCGAUCCUACCACAGUCGUCACCAUCGUCCCACCACCCACCGGAGGUAUAGUCACUUCUACAUCGACUGGUACUCAGCCCGGUCAGACUGGCCUACUCACCCUCACCCCUGGAAAGCCUGGUGAUCCUACUACAGUCGUUACUAUCGUCCCACCACCCACCGGAGGUAUAGUCACUUCUACAUCGACUGGUACUCAGCCCGGUCAAACUGGCCUCCUCACCCUCACUCCUGGAAAGCCUGGUGACCCUACCACAGUUGUUACUAUCGUGCCUCCUCCUGGUGGCUUUGUUACUUCUACGUCGACUGGCACUCAGCCAGGCCAAACGGGCCUCCUCACCCUCACCCCUGGAAAGCCUGGUGACCCUACUACAGUUGUCACGAUUGUGCCUCCUCCUGGUGGCUUCGUCACUACCACUUCCACUGGUACUCGGCCCGGUCAAACCGGCUUAUUGACCCUGACACCAGGUCGACCCGGCGAUCCUACCACAGUUGUCACGAUUGUGCCUCCUCCUGGUGGCUUCGUCACUACUACUUCCACUGGCACUCAGCCCGGUCAAACCGGUUUGUUGACCCUGACACCAGGCCGACCCGGCGAUCCGACUACCGUGGUCACCAUUGUGCCCCCUCCGGGAGGGUUGACAACUGUCACCUCAACAGGCACUCGGACUGGCGUCACAACUCUCACGCCCGGCCGCUCAGGAGAUCCAACGACUGUGGUUACGUUCGUUCCAUCUCCCACAGGUGGCUUCGUCACAAUCACCUCAACCGGAACAGGAACUGGCCUCAUCACCCAGACUCCUAGCCGCCCAGGCGACCCAACUACCGUCAUCACCAUUGUCCCAAGUCCUACAGGUGGCUUCGUCACCAUCACAUCUACUGGAAGUAGCACUGGCCUGAUUACUCAGACUCCCGGUAGGCCUGGAGAUCCAACUACAGUCAUCACUCUGGUGCCAAGUCCUUCUGGCGGGGUGACGACCAUCACCUCAACCGGAACAGGAACUGGGUUGAUCACUCAGACUCCUGGACGACCUGGCGACCCGACUACAGUCAUUACUAUUGUGCCCUCCCCAACUGGGGGCUUCACUACAAUUACCUCCACGGGAACAGGAACUGGCUUGAUCACUCAAACCCCUGGCCGCCCUGGAGAUCCUACUACUGUCAUUACUAUUGUUCCGUCUCCUACUGGAGGUUUCGUCACCAUAACAUCUACCGGAACGGGUACGGGUGUCGUUACUCAGACUCCCGGCCGACCUGGUGACCCAACCACCAUCGUGACUAUUAUCCCGAGCCCUACGGGAGGCAUUCUUACACUUACGUCUACCAGUGGCUCAGUCACUGGCAUCACCACCCAGACUCCGGGUAGACCUGGGGAUCCCACUACUGUCAUCACUUUCGUCCCAACCCCCAUUCCUCGGGUUACUCUCACUCAAACGGGGUCAACUACCGGUCUUACAACCUUGACCCCCGGAAGAGUGGGAGACCCGACUACAGUCAUCACCCUUGUGACUGGCCCUCCAUAUGUGACCGUCACAUCGACGGGAUCCUCAACUGGCCUAUUCACUCAGACUCCUGGCAGACCCGGAGACCCGACUACAAUUGUCACCAUUGCGACUGGCCCGCCGCCCGUUACCGUGACAUCCACAGGCAGCACCACCGGAUUGACUACGAUUCCGGGAGGACCUGGAGGACCACCAACUGUGAUUACUUUUGUGCCGACACCACGUGUGACUACGAUCAUUUCAACAGCUAGCACGACCGGCUUGACGACUCUUCCCUACGGCGGUGACUCGGUUUACACAGUAGUGACAUUUGUUACUCCCUCGUCACCGGUCACAGUCACUUCGACUGGAAGUAUUACUGGUCUGACAACCCUUACUCCGGGGCCCAGUGGCGGCCCUCCCACGGUAGUCACCUUUGUUACUACACCUGUACCAGUCACAGUCACUUCUACUGCAAGCACUACUGGCCUGACCACCCUUACUCCGGGACCUAGUGGCGGCCCUCCCACGGUAGUCACUUUCGUUACUACACCAGUGCCAGUCACAGUCACUUCGACUGGAAGCGUCACUGGCCUAACGACUCUCACGCCCGGCCCCAGCGGCGGCCCUCCCACGGUUGUCACUUUCGUUACUACACCUGUGCCAGUCACAGUCACUUCGACUGGAAGCACUACUGGCCUGACAACCCUUACUCCGGGACCUAGUGGCGGCCCUCCCACGGUAGUCACUUUCGUUACUACGCCCGUACCAGUUACAGUCACUUCGACUGGAAGCGUCACUGGCCUGACUACCCUUACGCCCGGCCCCAGCGGUGGUCCUCCUACGGUUGUCACUUUCGUCACUACGCCCAUACCAGUCACAGUCACUUCGACUGGAAGCAUUACUGGACUGACUACCCUUACUCCCGGCCCCAGUGGCGGCCCUCCGACUGUCGUGACUUUUGUCACAACCACGGCUCCGAUCCCACCGGUGACCAUCGUUUCGACCGGUUCUACGACCGGUUUGACCACUGUCCCACCGGGUCCCAGCGGCGGCCCUACAACAGUCAUCACGUUUGUCCAGCGUCUAGGCUUCAUCACCACGCUCACUUCGACAGCCACCCAGACUGGAGUAACAACUGUGGUUCCUACAGACCCUGCUGGUACCACCAGUGUCAUCACUUUCGUUCAGCCUCCUACAGGCUUCAUCACAACAGUAACGUCCUCGGCUACACGCACUGGAGCGACCACCAUCAUUCCAUCCGAUCCUGCUGGCACCACCAGCGUCAUCACCUUCGUCCCGAUCACGGGCGGGCUCACAACCAUCACUUCCACAGGCACACAGACGGGAGCUACCACCAUCAUUCCAUCGGAUCCAGCCGGAACUACCAGUGUCAUCACUUUCGUUCCUCCGAUCACGGGUGGCUUGAUAACUCUUACGUCGACUGGUACCCGAACAGGAGUAACUACAAUCGUUCCAACGGACCCUGCUGGAACCACCAGCGUCAUCACUUUCGUUCCUAUCACCGGUGGUUUGACCACACUCACAUCGACAGGCACUCAAACAGGAGUCACUACUAUAAUUCCAACAGAUCCUGCUGGAACUACCAGUGUUAUUACCUUCGUUCCUCCGAUCACAGGUGGCUUGACAACUCUCACGUCAACCGGCACCCAGACGGGUGCAACUACAAUCAUUCCAACGGACCCUGCUGGAACUACCAGUGUUAUCACUUUCGUUCCCCCUAUCACGGGUGGUUUGACCACUCUCACAUCGACCGGCACUCAAACAGGAGUUACUACAAUUAUCCCUACGGAUCCCGCCGGAACCACCAGUGUUAUCACUUUCGUCCCCCCUAUUACGGGUGGCUUAAUAACUCUUACGUCAACCGGUACCCAGACGGGUGUAACUACUAUUAUCCCCACGGAUCCCGCCGGAACCACUAGUGUUAUCACUUUUGUUCCCCCUAUUACGGGUGGCUUGAUAACUCUUACGUCGACCGGUACCCAGACGGGUGUAACUACUAUUAUCCCCACGGAUCCCGCCGGAACCACUAGUGUCAUCACCUUCGUCCCUCCGAUCACUGGAGGACUUACGACGGUUGUAUCUACAGGCACACAGACUGGCCUCACUACCAUCAUCCCCACGGAUCCUGCUGGCACAACAAGCGUCAUUACUUUUGUGACCCCUAGCAGCACUAGCAGCAGCUCGACCUCAACCACAAUCGCCCCUGGCCCGACCUACAGCUGCGACGCUGGUGGCUACCUGAUUCAGAGCACCACACUCUACCGACUAAACCUCACUACUGGGGUUCAGACCACGGUUUCUACCAAUGUUGGACCUGGUGGUCAAAUCAAUGCGAUUGGCUAUAACCCCUUGGAUAACUACAUUUAUGGCAUUACUACUGUGAACAAUGUGAACCGUAUAAUCCGCAUCGCAAGGAACGGCCAAGGGGUUCUCAUUGGCCCAGAUCUUCCAACUGGAUACUACAACGUUGGAGAGAUCGACACACUCGGACGGUACUACAUCAGCGUUAGCGGUGGAGCCUGGGCACAAAUCGAUAUGAACCCCAACUCGGCGACCUUCACGCAGAUCAUCGCCACAGGUACUAGUACUAUCGCCAAUGGCGUAUCCGACUGGGUUUAUGUACCCGGAGGUGGCGAUUACCUCUACAGUAUCACGGGAGUCGACGCCAACGGUCGAUUCUCAUUAGCGAGAUGGAGUCGGACUACUCAUGACUGGUCAAUUGUACGGACAUACACGCGGAUCAAUGGCAACGAAGUGUUUGGAGCGCUUUAUGCCUCGAGCGGCAACACGUUCUACGGCUCCGAAAACAACAGCGGAAAUAUUUAUAAUUUCAACGUCAACUCUGGUCAGCCAACCUUGGUCUCCGAUGGUCCUGUUUCGGGAGUCAACGAUGGAGCUCGCUGCGUAUAUGCAGCAGAUCCAUCCAUUCUCACCACUUCCACAAGUUCUACCAUGACCAGCACGACUUCAUCUUCGACGAGCAGUUCCACUUCAGCCACCCCGACUUGUACUUCCGGACUGAACUGGGCGUACUACGACUUCAACCAGUCGCCUAGCAACACCACCAGCUACCCAGGACAGAUUCCCUUCCACGUCGUGGCUUCGGGCGACGCCUGGGCGGACACAUACAACAACGUGCGUACCGUUCUUUCAGGACAGAGCCCUCAGACCACCGGGGUGACGAAUCUCGUUGGUACCACAUUCGGCGGCAACUGCGCCGAGACUACAGAUCCAACACCCGUCGUUUAUGGCACAACAGUCAACGGCGGCUCGAGAUACUGGUACAUCCAGCAGACGGGCUACUUCCAUCCCAACGUAUCCGGCACGUAUACUUUUGCCUUUGGUACGGCAGAUGAAGGUGGGUACGUCUGGAUUGGUGACAAGGCGGUGACCGGUUUUACAAACGCCAAUGCCGACCUCACUCGAUACACCCAACAGCCCGCAACCGUCCCCACAUUCACGUUCACAGCCGUGGCGGGUCAAUAUUACCCCAUCAGGUUCCUCUAUGUAAACGCCCAGGGCUGCUACCAGCACUCUUUGACCGUUACAAAUCCAAGUGGCGCCGUUGUUGCGUCGCAAACCGUACCGGCGACGAAUAACAUCUUCGUGCCUGGCGGCUGCGGUAACGCGCCCGCACAGUUCGACAUUACGCCUCCUGGUACUUCGACUACCACUCCGACUGUGACGACGUCUCCGACUUCGUCGACUUCUACCACCAGUCCUGCCACUACAUCGACUGAUACUUUGACUUCGUCCACCACUGCUGCCCCGACUACAACUGACACCUCCACCACGUCCAGCUCGACGACUUCGUCCUCGACUUCUUGCGUGGUCUCCUUGACGAGCACGGCCUCGGCCGCCGCCCCGGCGGGUGCCACAGCCCAAGUAGUUGUUCCUGCCUGCGCCACUGUCAUGCGAUUCACCGUCCUCGGUGGCGGCGGUGGUGGCGGCGGUGCUGGUGCAUCGAUCAACGGCUCCAUCGCUGUUACCCCAGGCGAAACUGUUUUGCUGCUCGCUGGCGGCGCUGGUACGAGAGUCAAUGCCGUUGGUGCUGCUGGCCAGAGUCAGUACGGCAACGGUGGAUCUGCCUCCAACAAUGGCGGUGGAGGUGGCGGCGCUUCCGCUCUCUACCUCGGCCAGAACCUUCUUGCGGUCGCUGGCGGAGGCGGCGGCGGGUCCAUCGUGGUAUCCAACAACGGCCAAGGAGCUUUUGAACUAAACUACAACUACAUUGGCGGAACAAGUAACGCUGGUGAUAAGGGUUCUUCCUACAAUAUCACGCUGCCGAGCGGUACCGUCACGUCCACAUCCAACGGAGGAGCUCCAGGCACUCAGAUUCUCGCCGGAGCCGGUGGUACGUGGACAGGCUUGGGAACGUCGGCAAACGGAAAUGCCGGAAGCGGAUCCGUUGGUGGGAACGGUAUUGCCGGCGCGGGCGGCAGCUUCAACGAUGGCUCUGGCGGCGGCGGCGGUGGUUACCGUGGUGGAGGUAGCGGAGCCACUGGCUACUAUUCGGUGGGCUCAACAGUCCAGCGUAUGCCGGCCGGCGGUGGCGGUGGUUCCAGCUUCGUGGACGCCUCGGUUUCGGACUCGUUCCAAGGCCUCGCCGCUUCAACUGCCCCCGGUAGAGUUGUCGUAUCCUUUGCCUAG